AUGGCAGACAUAGGACCCAUUGCCUCGAUCAUCGGAGUCGCAGGCGCAGGGUUCAGACUGUCUUUCAUCUUGAAUGCAGUCAGCUGCGAAGUUCCGGAGUAUGGCCUCGGAUUGGUCCACAGCAUCUCGAAAAGCGUCACAUUGUUCUCCAUGAUUCUCAAACAGACCGGCACUGCCCUCCAGGCUGCAGAUUCUGUCCAUUCCAACGAAGCUGUCCAAACCGCCAAGUCGAUCGCAGAAGAGAGCACGCGAGUGUUUGACGAAAUAAACGAUAUGCUGGAUCGUCUACGCACAAAGCAGAUCAGUGGCGAUAUCUCUCCUACCAUUCAGCAGAGGUUCAGAUGGUGCUUUCGACAUCACCGCGUCACAUAUCUGCUUGCGCAACUCGAGAGCCUUAAGCUGAGCCUUUUCCUGAUGCUUCAGGUCAUAGAAUUGGGGAAAAUUAUGGCAUCGACAUCCCGCAGUGACCCGCCCGAAGAAGUUGCCCUAAAAACUGAAGCUAUUCGACAAGAACGGGCAGAGGCCCAGAACGCCGUGAUCGUUCGAUAUUGGCAGAUGAACAACAUGGACAGGCUGUUUGAGGCGUCACGCAAGGAAGAGGAGGAAGAUAGAACAUCCAACGCCAGUGCCAGCACCAGUACACCACAAGAUCACGAGUUUUCCCUUGUUGAGUCGGACAGCUUACAAUGGACUGCUGACGCUCCACCUCCGGAAUACGCUCCUAUGUCUGCUCUGGUGAGGCUUCCGGUGUACUCUUUGGGCGAGUUGGAUCACACACUACAUCAAAUCAAAGGCUCUCCCAGAGACAUGAUCCGUGUAUCGGACCAGGCGAUUGAUCCUCUGCUCGAACGAUGGACCAAAUGGAGGGAAGUUCGUGAAAGAAGACAUAAUCGAGAUUCAGGAGUUCGAUUUGUGCCAUCGGUACAGAACCUCGAUGAAGCUGACGAAGAUGACGAAGACCGGCCAUUUCACGAACGAUAUGAGGAUCAAGAGGAGAACACCCGUGGCUAUUAUCUGGAGGGCAAAACGACGGAUUGGAGGAGGCCAAAUUCUGCCGCUGCUCGACAAGAGGCCCUCAGGAGGCGAAAGCAAUACUCUAAUUUCCAACCCACUGUUAGCACGGCUGAGAGUGACGUCGAAAAUUCGCCAAAUGGCAACGCCUCCAAUAAACGAACCGCGAAACGACAUCUGUUCGAAAUGGGAUCGGAAUCGGAGUCGUCGGUGUCUGAACCCGAGCUACUUCAACCCAAGCCGAGACGACGCAGCAGCGGCAGUCCACCGACCGAACGGAAGAUAUCAGCGCAUGAGGGCAUCUCAGCCUCGCACUCGUACACCGCGCCCGUUCAACCCCCGGCUUGGAUAACCGCCAACAGUGUGAGCAGAAGUAACCGAGCACCCUCCGUAACGUCAGGUCAGUCGACAGCAUCUCGAUUGUCCUCGCCUGCUUAUCAUCCACCUGGUCACCGGCCGUGGGCGACUCCCGACCAGACUUCAAUUCAUCACAGUUUGUCAUUGCCCCUUCCACCGGUGCAUACCGCCAACGCGCCGAAUCCGUACACACCCCAACAACAUGCUGGAUUCCCCCGGUAUGCCGGCCAGCCGACAGCCCAGUUUAGUCCGUACAGUGCACAACCUGGUGCGCAAUCGAGGUAUAUUCCGCCAUCACCAAAUCCAACGGUCUCUGCCGCACGCCCUGGCUCGCAGGAUGGUAAGCACGGGCGAUCGCCAUCUCGUUUGUCGCAACACAGCACACCUGCACGCAGUUACAUCAGGAGCGAAGACGAUAAGAGACAUUCUCGCGAGAAAAGCACAAAGCAAAAUCUCCGCGAGGGAGCCACCAAAGGACUCCUGGGAGCAGGUGCGAUCGCAGGCUUCCUACAGGCUCUUGAGGGACUCAGCAUUUGA
Molecule: messenger RNA, 1905 nt
Organism: Capronia epimyces CBS 606.96
Lineage: Eukaryota; Fungi; Ascomycota; Eurotiomycetes; Chaetothyriales; Herpotrichiellaceae
Exons: 3
Coding region: 1-1905 (634 amino acids)
Source: RefSeq, a predicted model, not a curated record